CCACAGCAGAAGCAACCGACCGCCAUGCCCCAGCAAGUGUGGCAUCCUGCUCUAAUGCCCCUGCAGCAGAAGCAACCGACCGCCGUGCCCCAGCAAGUGUGGAAUCCAUUUCAUACACUAAAGAAGCAACCGACCACCGUGCUCCAGCAAGUGUGGCAUCCUGCUCUAAUGCCCCUGCUGCAGAAGCAACUGAACGCAGAGCCCCAGCUGGGGUGGCAUCCUGCUCAGUUUCCCCAGCAGAAGCAACUAGCCCCUAAGCCUCUACUGCAGAAGGAACCAACCACCAUAACCCAGCAACCUCAGCAGGUGUGGCAUCCAGCUCAAAUGUCCAAGAAUCGAACAUCCACUGAACCUCAGCAGCAGAAGCAACCAUCCACCACGCCCCAGCAAGUGUGGCAUCCUGCUCUAAUGCCCCUGCAGCAGAAGCAACCGACCGCCGUGCCCCAGCAAGUGUGGAAUCCAUUUCAUACACUGCAGAAGCAACCGACCACCGUGCCCCAGCAAGUGUGGCAUCCUGCUCUAAUGCCCCUGCAGCAGAAGCAACCGACCGCCGUGCCCCAGCUGGGGUGGCAUCCUGCUCAGUUUCCCCAGCAGAAGCAACUAGCCCCUAAGCCUCUACUGCAGAAGGAACCAACCACCAUAACCCAGCAACCUCAGCAGGUGUGGCAUCCAGCUCAAAUGUCCAACAAUCGAACAUCCACUGAACCUCAGCAGCAAAAGCAACCAUCCACCACGCCCCAGCAAGCGUGGCAUCCAGCUCAAAUUCCCCUGCAUCAGAAGCAACCGGCCCCUGAACCUCAGCAGAAGGAACUGACCGCCAUGCCCCAGCAAAUGUGGUAUCGAGCUAAAAUGCUCCAACAGGAGAAUCAUCUGGCCGCCAUUGUCCAGCAGCCUCCGCUCGUGUGGCAUCAAUCUCCAUUUCCCCAGCAGCAGAAGGAACUGGCCGUCGAGCCCCAGCAGCAGAAGGAACUGGCCGUCGAGCCCCAGCAGCAGAAGGAACUGGCCGCCGAGCCCCAGCAAGUGAGGUAUCCAGCUCAAAUGGCCCAGCAACAACCCAACCCCAUUCCUCAGCAAUUUUGGCAUGUAGCCCAAAUUUCCCAGCAGCAACUGGCCCCAAAUUCUCAGCAGAAGCACUACGAAAGCACUGAAGAUGGUGCCUCUGGUAGUUCUCAGGCCAGCAUUGUUGAACAGUCGGGUGUCAUCCCAAUCUCUUCCUACAGUUUCAAAUCGCACUACAAGAAUGGCAGAACUGGAGUCUCCCAAAUCAGCUACACUCCUAGGGAGGCAAUGCCUGUUGACAGUGGAAAUGCUCCCAAGGACGGUAAUGUUAGCAUUGGUGCACCAAGCAUAUAUCCAACACGAGUGAAGGAUUCUGCAAGGGAAAUAUAAUGGAUUCAUCCUCUAGAAGCUCUAAUGACCAGGAAGUUGCUGGUGUUCUUGCUACUCUAGUGUGAUGGAAUCAAUAAACAAUUUGACUUUAAAAAA
Molecule: messenger RNA, 1485 nt
Organism: Oncorhynchus gorbuscha (pink salmon)
Lineage: Eukaryota; Metazoa; Chordata; Actinopteri; Salmoniformes; Salmonidae
Product: ataxin-2 homolog
Exons: 4
Coding region: 25-1389 (454 amino acids)
Source: RefSeq, a predicted model, not a curated record